AUGGCACAAAAGGCUCUCUCUCUAUAUGAAAUUCUGGAGCUAAUCCUCAUCUAUACAGAUAGGCGAACCUUACUACUAUCCCAGCGUGUGUGCCGGAAAUGGAACGCCCACACCAACAGCUCACAUAACCUCCAGGAGGCUCUCUUCUUCAAACCGGUUAGGUAUGAACUGCCAUAUGGCUCCAAAAAGUGUGUGCGGAAUCCAUCUAUCGAUGAGCAUGUGUGGUCUUGGUUAGUGCGCAAACAGAUUGAAGCCGAAGCCAAAAAGGAAGAAGAAAACCACCAUAACUGGUAUUAUUAUGAUUCUGAGUCUGAGCUGGAUACUGUGUCGGAUCCCACAUCGGAUCCUACAUCGGACUCUGAUAAUGGUGAUGAUGAUGACCCCUUCGCUCGGCCAGAAGCCAGCUGGAAACGUAUGCGAUUCCAGCAACCCCCAACAUCCCAUGUCGGCUUCAUCUACUACGAAUUUUGUUGGCAUGAACCCUCACUGUACAGACGCAUGCGAUCCCUGAAGCCUGAUUAUGAUCCUCUUCGGUUGAAGGAUAUCGCCCCGGCUCUGGAAGACGGCUCCAUGGUGGCUGAUGAGGGAUCGUGUAUUCUCCGGUCUAAACCGCACUAUUCCUUUGACAUGAUACGGAAUUUUACGUGGUAG
Molecule: messenger RNA, 651 nt
Organism: Aspergillus chevalieri
Lineage: Eukaryota; Fungi; Ascomycota; Eurotiomycetes; Eurotiales; Aspergillaceae
Exons: 1
Coding region: 1-651 (216 amino acids)
Molecular function (GO): protein binding
Source: RefSeq, a predicted model, not a curated record